Miscanthus lutarioriparius is the source of this 1266-nucleotide messenger RNA. NCBI's taxonomy places the organism in Eukaryota, Viridiplantae, Streptophyta, Magnoliopsida, Poales, Poaceae. The record is from the annotation of a GenBank genome assembly.
AUGGCGGCAAUGCCGGACGCGGACUGCGCGGCCAUGACGGUGCCGCUGCUCCCACGGCCCACGUGCCUGUCGGUCUCCUUCUCCUCCACCUCCUUCGCGUCCUCCUCCUCCUCCUCCUCCACCACCUCCGCCUCCUCCUCACCCCACUCCGCUUUCCCGCCGCCGCAGCCGCAGGGCCCGUGCAAGGCGCUGGCGGUGCUGCGGGACCACGCGGGCUCCGUCUCCUGCCUCUCGCUCUGCGGGGAGUUCCUGCUCAGCGCGUCCACGGGCGGCGACAUCGUGGCGUGGCAGCAGCCCGACCUGCGGCGCUUCGCGCGGUUCGGCCACGGCGAGAACGGCGGCUCCGUCAAGGCGCUGGCGGCCGCGGGCAAGCGGGUCUUCUCCGCGCACCAGGACGGCUGCGUCUGUGUCUGGCGCGUCUCCCGCCGCUCCCGCUCCGAGAACGCCUUCAAGCUCGUCGCCGCGCUGCCCACCGCCAGGGACUACCUGGGCCGGGUGUUCCGCCAGGCCAGCUACGUGCAGACAACGGCGUGGUGUAGCCACCGGCGCCUCUGGAUCGAGCACGCCGACAGCAUUUCCUGCCUCGCCGUCGCCGCCACAGUGCACAACGCCGCGCUGCUCUACUCGGGCUCCUGGGACCGCACGCUCAAGGUUUGGCGCAUCGCUGACCUCAAGUGCCUCGAGUCCAUCCGCGCCCACGACGACACCGUCAACGCCGUCGCCGCCGACGCCGGCGUCGUCUACUCCGGCUCCGCCGACGGCCGCGGCGUCCUCGUCGCCCGCGAUGGCGUGUCCUGGAACGCGCUCGCCGUCGCCACCGCCGACCGCCGGGUCUACGCCGCGGGCUCCGACAGCCACGUCGCCGGCUGGGACCGCCUCGACGGCAGGACCGCCGCGCGCUGGACCCUCGCGUGCGAUGUGAAGGCGCACGACAUGGCCGUGCUGUGCCUCUGCGUCGUCAGGGACAUGCUCUGCACCGGCUGCGCCGACAAGACCAUCGGCCUGUGGCGCCGGCAGAGCGGCGGCGAGCUGGCCAAGGUGGGCGUCAUUGGAGGCCACGAGGGCCCUGUAAAAUGCAUCCAGGCGUCCUGGUGCAGGCUCAGCAAUGGCUGCAUGGUCUACAGCGGGAGCCUUGACAAGACCAUUAGAGUUUGGUGGGUGCCCGGUGCUUUGCAGCAUGACAAUGGCAACGAGCAGCAGCAACAACAAGAAAAGAGCUUCAAGGAUCGGAAUCAUAAUGAGAAGGCUUCUUUGUUCUUGAGAUGA